UCGGUCAUGAUGGCGACUCUGGGGAUUGUGGUUGCUGUUGCUGUGUUUCUGGAGACGGUCUCUGCGGCCUCUCUCGGAGUGGUGUACACAGAGGGAGGCAUGGUGCAGGGUGAAAACAUUCGUCUUGGCUUCCGCCGUCACAUGGAUGUCUUCAGGGGGAUUCCCUUUGCUGAUAUCCCUGGAAGGUUUGAGAAACCAAAGCGUCACCCUGGCUGGGAUGGUAUUAUGAAGACCACUGAGUACAGACAGAGGUGCCUUCAGGUGAACCUUCUCAUGUCUGACACCAGAGGCAGUGAGGAUUGUCUUUAUCUUAACAUCUGGGUUCCUCACGGCCGCUCAGUGUCCACUGAUCUGCCCGUCAUGGUCUGGAUCUACGGAGGAGGCUUCCUGGCUGGAGGCUCAAUGGGUGCUAAUUUCCUUGAUAACUAUCUGUACAGCGGACAGGAGAUCGCAGACAGAGGUGAUGUUAUUGUGGUGACGCUGGGGUACCGUGUGGGAACUCUGGGCUUCCUGAGCACUGGAGACUCCAGUAUGCCUGGAAAUUAUGGUCUGUGGGACCAGCAGGCUGCCAUCGCCUGGGUGCACAGAAACAUCCGUUCAUUUGGAGGAGACCCUGACAACAUCACCAUCUUUGGAGAGUCUGCAGGUGGAGCUAGUGUUAGCUUCCAGACUCUUACUCCCCACAACAAAGGACUGUUCAAGAGAGCCAUCUCCCAGAGUGGAGUUGCCCUUUGCCCUUGGGGUAUCAACAAAAACCCCCGCAGGUUCGCUGAGGAGAUUGCAUUGAAGGUCAAAUGCCCCACUGAUGAAAAUAUGGUUGCCUGUUUGAAGAUGACUGAUCCCGCGCAACUAACACUGGCAGGUUCCCUCGAUGUAUCCAGCUCUCCUGAUCACCCCAUUGUAACCAACCUGCUCCUGUCUCCCGUGGUCGAUGGGGACUUUUUGCCGGAUGAGCCUUACAACCUCUUCCACAAUGCGGCCGACAUUGACUACAUUGCUGGAGUCAAUGACAUGGACGGGCAUGUCUUCACUGCUUUGGAUGUUCCAUCAAUCAACUCUCACCUGGUGAACACCCCGAUAGGGGAUGUGAAGAGACUCUUGGCUUCCUACACUAAGGAGAAGGGCACAGCUGGUUUGGAAAACGCCUACUCCACAUACACCUCAACCUGGGGAGCGAAUCCCAACAAGGAGACCAUCAAGAAAACCGUUGUGGAGAUUGGAACAGACUACAUUUUCCUGGUUCCUACACAGGCUGCACUUUACCUUCAUGCUUCCAACGCCACAACUGGACGCACCUACUCCUACCUCUUCUCUGAGCCCAACCGCCUGGGUGGCAUCGGCAGGCCCUACCCCAGCUGGGUGGGAGCUGACCACGCUGACGACCUGCAGUACGUGUUUGGAAAGCCUUUCAGCUCACCACUGGGGUACUGGCCUCGCUAUCGUGACCUCUCUGGCUACAUGAUUGCCUACUGGACCAACUUUGCCAAAACUGGAGAUCCCAACAAAGGAGACCUGAAGGUGCCCGCCACAUGGCCCAAAUUCACCACCACUGGACACCAGUAUCUGGAGAUCCAUCAUGAAAUGAACAAAAACUAUGUGAGACAGAAGAUGAGGCUGCGUUAUGUGCAUUUCUGGACCAGUGUCCUGCCCAAUCUUCCCACAGUGUUCUCAGAAUAA
Molecule: messenger RNA, 1677 nt
Organism: Stegastes partitus (bicolor damselfish)
Lineage: Eukaryota; Metazoa; Chordata; Actinopteri; Pomacentridae
Product: bile salt-activated lipase-like
Exons: 11
Coding region: 7-1677 (556 amino acids)
Source: RefSeq, a predicted model, not a curated record